AUGGGAAAUCAGAGCAGGAGAACCUGUCUCCCUAUUUACACCAUUAUUCCUUUGCUUCUGGUCGUCCUCUUGUCGUUGCCUGCAGGCAAGAUGGCGCUGGUGGAAGCUGCCAGAGUUCCUGCUGCCACCUUGGUGGGGAAGAGUACAAGUGAUGAGUCGGCGGCCAGUAGCUGGAGGAUAGUGGCGGCGGUGCGCAAGUUUGGUUAUACGGUAGUGGGAAGCAGAUCAAGAACCAGCGGGCACGGCCAUGAUGUGUAUGGUCGCCGCAGAUGUUGCUACUGA
Messenger RNA from Linum trigynum, 282 nucleotides. Lineage: Eukaryota; Viridiplantae; Streptophyta; Magnoliopsida; Malpighiales; Linaceae. The record is from the annotation of a GenBank genome assembly.